Messenger RNA from Cetraspora pellucida, 123 nucleotides. The record is from the annotation of a GenBank genome assembly. Lineage: Eukaryota; Fungi; Glomeromycota; Glomeromycetes; Diversisporales; Gigasporaceae.
AUGUCGUGGGAAAACUCACCGAACGAUGAAGAUUCACAUUCAGAUUUAUACAAAUCAUCAGCAUUGAAACCGAAUGAUGCAGAAGCAAUGAGAGUAGUUUGUGAUAGAACAAUUGUAGCAUAG